AUUGGGUGCUGAGGGGACAAAGUCUUUAACCUAUAUAUUUCACAAGAAAUUUGGUAACGUCGUCAUUUUCAGUGGAUGUGACAACAAUAGCUAUUUGCGCUAUUAUGGGACGUUACUCAUAGACAUUUCAUGUUUUAGGAAACUGAAUAAAGCUUUAUUUAAGUAUAUAUUCUAAGAAUCAGGAACACGGUUUUGUUUAUAUUUAUACAGUUACUAAUCGUCAAUCUAAGAUUCUCCCCGACCAAUAAACGGCUUUUCAAUGAUACACUUUCUAAGUACUGUAAAACCACAGUGCGCGGCGGUAGCGUGAAGCUAGGUGCAAACUGUGACCAAAAUGCCGGAAGCAAGCCUAGCGUUUGUUAUUGGAAAAUAAAAUGACUCAGAGAAUAAUCAAACGGGAAAUUGGUUGGUUAAGUGAUGAUAUAAAAUGACAGGAUAAGUAGAAUGGGCCAUCGAGGGAUUUGGAAUUCAAAGAGAGAUUACAAAACCAAAAAAGAUUACCCUAAAUUAGUUCAAACUUUGGUUUGCUAAAACAAUUUAAGAAGAAACACAAGGAGCGAGGGGCAGACAGAUACCAGUACUGUCCAAAUACACGGAAGGCAUUGUCAUGGACUUCAACAACACUAUAAAAUAUGGGUUAUACAUUCUUAUAACUUUGGCAAGUAUUCAGGUAUCACACAUAUCCAGUGGACCCAUUGAGAGACAAGAGGUAGGGGCACCUGGGCACAUUGGGAGACCAAACCCCGCUGAGCCAUACACGGACCUGUCAAUCGACCAAAUCAUCAGCGGCGUAUUGGAGAAACACAAAAGCGGAGAUGGUCCCCAGAAAUUGUUAGAUCCAAGUUUUAAGUAUCUAUCCGAGCUGGAUAUGGUACUGACAGAGGAGCAAUAUGAGAAGUUGUACCCAGGAAAAGAAGCGCCAGCCCCGCCUGGUAAACUACGGACGAAGCGAAAGGCUGUCAACGAUGAUAUCCUUUAUUGGGAUAAUGCAACUGUUACUUAUGAAUUAAACUAUGAUGACUUUUCAAGACAAGACCAAUAUGUGCUACGUACUGCAAUGAAUGACUGGGAAUUCUUUACCUGUGUCAAUUUUAAAGCAAAGACAAAGAAAGACCGUGACUUCAUUAGAUUCCAAAAUGGUUUCGGGUGCAAUUCAAGACUGGGUAUGGUAGGAGGUAUGCAGGCAGUAAACCUAGAAUCACCCGGAUGUCGCUGGAAAGGACUGUAUCUUCAUGAGAUAGGACAUGCCUUUGGUCUGUACCACGAACAUCAAUUGCCCCAAAGAGACGAUUAUAUCUAUAUCAUCUGGGAAAACGUAGCAGAAGACUUGAAACAAUGGUUCAAAAAGUACGAUAAAAGUGUCGUUGACAAUUUUGGAGCAGCAUAUGAAUAUUCAUCAGUGAUGCAUUAUGGGACAUCGGCGUUUUCCAAAGAUGGCACGUCACAGACAAUCAAAGCGUUCGAUGAAAGUAAAGAGGCGGAGAUAGGGAGAGUCUACCUCAAAGGACUAAGUUUCACAGAUAUAAAAGUUGUCAAUAAUAUGUAUCAAUGCGCAUCUCAUUGUCCAAAUAAACAUUGCGGAGGAGCUGGGUUCAUGAACAAAGACUGCAAAUGCGUCUGCCCAGUUGGUGACUCCAAGUGCAAGGGAAUUGAAGUGUUUGACACCGAAGCAUACAUUUCAAAGGAAGAUAAGGCGAAAUGUAGGAACGUACAUUAUAAUGACGUCGAGUGUGACUACUGGGCUAGUGACGGUGAAUGUAAGAAUAACCCCAUCUGGAUGGGGAACAACUGUGCCAAGUCAUGCAAAAUAUGCCAACCUGCGCCCGAGGACAUUCCCAAAAAGACAAUUGACAACGAUUGCGGAAACAUUGAAAGUGAUACGGACUGUCACUACUGGGUGAAAGAAGGGAACUGCAUAAGAUUUAGAAAAUGGAUGGCAAAGAACUGUAGAGCUGCCUGCAAUAAAUGUAACGCUACUGAAGAAGAGGAAGAAGAAGAGGAAGAAGGUUGUGGGAAUAUCUAUGAUGACGACAAGUGUAUAGGAUGGGCAGAGGAAGGCGAGUGCGAUGCCAACCCCGACUGGAUGAUAGACAACUGUCAAAAUGCUUGUGGAAAAUGCGAAGAAGAAGAUAAGAAAACUGAUGGAGAGUGUAUUAAUAUUCACAAUGACCACGAAUGCAAUAGAUGGGCAGAUGGUGGUGAAUGUGAUGCAAAUCCUGUGUGGAUGCACGAAAAUUGCAGACUUGCUUGCAACUUGUGCAAACUGAAGAACACAAGCACUGAUGGGGAGUGCCCUAAUAUUCACAAUGACCACGAAUGCAAUAGAUGGGCAGAUGGUGGGGAAUGUGAUGCAAACCCUGUGUGGAUGCACGAAAAUUGCAGACUUGCUUGUAACUUGUGCAAACUGAAGAACACAAGCACUGAUGGAGAGUGCCAUAAUAUUCACAAUGACCACGAAUGCAAUAGAUGGGCAGAUGGCGGUGAAUGUGAUGCAAACCCUGUGUGGAUGCACGAAAACUGCAGACUUGCUUGCAACUUGUGCAAAAUGAAGAACACAAGCACUGAUGGGGAGUGCCCUAAUAUUCACAAUGACCACGAAUGCAAUAGAUGGGCAGAUGGUGGGGAAUGUGAUGCAAAUCCUGCGUGGAUGCACGAAAAUUGCAGACUUGCUUGCAACUUGUGCAAACUGAAGAACACAAGCACUGAUGGAGAGUGCCCUAAUAUUCACAAUGACCACGAAUGCAAUAGAUGGGCAGAUGGUGGGGAAUGUGAUGCAAAUCCUGUGUGGAUGCACGAAAAUUGCAGACUUGCUUGUAACUUGUGCAAACUGAAGAAUAAGAAUACCAAUGGAGAGUGUAUUAAUAUCCACAAUGACCACGAAUGCAAUAGAUGGGCAGACGGUGGGGAAUGUGAUGCGAAUCCUGUGUGGAUGCACGAAAAUUGCAGACUUGCUUGUAACUUGUGCAAAUUGAAUAAAACAGACUCGACAUGUGUAAAUAUAUUUGAUGACGAGGACUGUGACGACUGGUUUAACAAAGGUCAGUGCGACAAGAACAAAGAUUGGAUGCAUACAAACUGCAAAAGGUCAUGCAAGCAAUGCGAAACAGACGACAGCAGCGGGGAAGCUGAAUGCGUGAACAUUUACGAAGAUGACGCAAAAUGUGAACGCUGGGCAAAAGCAGGAGAAUGUAAAGAGAACGAAGAUUGGAUGAUUGAAAACUGCAGGCGAGCUUGUACCAAAUGUGACAAAGAACAAAAAGACAAAAGUGAUGAAGAGGAAGACGACAAUAAUGUAGACGACAACGGAGAAGAUGGUUGUCGAGACUAUUAUCCACGUGAAAAGUGCAAACAAUGGGCCAACGACGAUGCCUGCGUUAACGAUAAAGAUUGGAUGGAAACAAAUUGUAAAUGGACAUGCGACAAAUGUAAAACAGUUGAAGAGAAACCCAAAAAGAAAGGAGAGGAAUGCCUCGACAAGAAUGACCUGUGCUCGAUGUGGGCCACCGAGGGUCAGUGUACGUUUAACCCGGAUUAUAUGAAGAUCAACUGUCAACUAUCAUGCGGUAUAUGCAAGCGAAAGGGUGAUGAUAAGAAUAAGAAAGAAGAGGUUUGCCAAGACGAAAAUUCCCUCUGUUCGGACUGGGCGGCGGCAGACCACUGUUCUAUUAGCCCCACCUAUAUGUUGGUAUACUGCAAGAAGUCAUGUGGCAUAUGUAUAGAAGACGGAGUCGAUGCUGGAUCAGGUAACUGCAAGGAUAAAAAUGCUCUUUGUAAGGCUUGGACAAAAGCUGGACAUUGUGACAUUAAUCCCUCCUACAUGCACAUACAUUGCGCCUACUCGUGUGGUAAAUGCAAACCAGUUAAGAAAAAUAAAAAUGACGAAAAUGAGACGACCAGAGAUCUGACGGAUGACACGCCACGUGUCAAGGUCACAACUACUGACCUUGGCGAUGAGCCAAGUAAAGACACUUCUCGUAAAACUAGACAUGGAAAGAACAAAAGCAGGCGGACCAAGAGUUCUAGAGAUGGAAAACGCAGGAGAAAAAAUAAAGAUAAAAAGACAAGUAGGACUAAAGUGAAUGAUGAAGAUAAGAAAAGUAAAGAGCCUUGCAGAGACUUUGUUCAAUCGUGUGAAGAAUGGGCUAGACACGGACACUGUCAUAUGAACACCAAAUACAUGCUCCAACACUGCAAAAAGUCGUGUGGGAGAUGCUAAGUUGUUGGGAAACCAUUCAGGACGAAACUCGAGAAUCACCAACUGGCGUGUGUGACUCUCGUUUUGAUAUGUUUUUAAUUGAAAGCCGGUGUAGAAGGGUUGUUAUGUCUAGAUUGUCAUAAAAAAAACUGCUGACCUAAUCCUAAUUUUAUGCAUACUUAGUCAGGGUCAGAUUUCCAUAGAUACCGAUUUAAUCUUGAAGUUAAUCUUUUAGCUUAACAUCUACUUUGGACCCCCUGAAAGAAGGAAUUCGCCUUGAGAGAAACUCUCAUAAAUGGUCGAAAUAUUGGGAGUCUUUAUAUGCAAUAAAAGAGGUCGUGACUGUGGUUGCAAUACAAGGCGUUAUGCACAUUGUAGAAACUAAACAUAUCAUCUAUUGAAUUCGGGUCGUAGGUAGUUAUGAACACAUGAGCCUACUUCUUUUAGAUGAAACUCUUAGAUGUUUUUGAUUUGUUAUCAAUUAAUGCAUCUAUUACAAAGAACAUUGGAUUGUACACAAUUAGAUUUUGAUCAAGGACACAACGAACUGUUAAAAUCAAAAACAUGAAAUAAUUGAUAUAACACUGAAGCAACACUUUUUGACACUUUUUAUAUAUGAGUAAUAUUGUACACGUUUUGAGAAAUAUUGAGUACUUUUUAGUGAAGAUAAUUUCUUGAGCAAUAUCGAAUAUCUUUGUAGUUAUAGUGAGUAACAUUAGGUACUUUUUAAGUUGUAUUGAGUAUAUUUGAUCAAUAUUGAGUAUCUUUGGAGUAGUACUGAGUACAUUUUGAGAAAUUUGGAUAUUUUGAGUAAUAUGUAGUACUUGUGUAGAAUCGAGUACCAUAUCUUUGGAGUAGUAUUGAUUACUGCUGAUGUGCCAAAUAACAUUUGUAAAUUGUAAUUAUAUUGUACAGUUUUAUAUUCAUUUUAUUAUUAACUAAAUUAUAAUUAUUUUGUAAAUAAAUGUAAAAUAUCUGAAAGGAA
Owenia fusiformis is the source of this 5180-nucleotide messenger RNA. Lineage: Eukaryota; Metazoa; Annelida; Polychaeta; Sabellida; Oweniidae. The record is from the annotation of a GenBank genome assembly.